CAGCACACAGCUGUCACUCAUUAGGACUGUCCUUUCCAGCCAAGCGUUGACGCUAGUAAACACAAUAUGCUGUCUUUGGCUGGAAUUACAAAGAAAAGGAACUCUUUGGAGUUGUCGUUCAUCUUUUUCAUACUGGUGCCUCACACCAUAUCGCUUGGUUACUGCGACGAUAUUUCCUUCUCAAUAUGCUGGAUGAGCAAGGACGAUGCUCUGGAGAGGCAAAAUGGAAACCUAUGGCUGAAUGGUACAGCACUAAAAUCCAUCAGGAAGGUGGGUAAAGUGACCUCCUUGGCGGUGUCUCCAGCUGUAGAAAACAAGCUAACACUUCAGUAUGGAGACUCUGCUCUGACAUGGACUGUAAGAAUCAACCCAUAUACAAAGUUCACUCAAGUCAGAGGCCGGCAGAAACCCGUACAGCAACCAACAAUUGCCACCGAGAGCUUCCUGGAGUUGAUGAAUCCCACUGAGGUGUUUGCGUGUGAAAGUGGCACAUUAUUCUUCCACCAGGAUGAAAACUUCUUCCUUGCAGUCGGCCACACUAUUCGUCUCCCUGUCAAGCUCGGGUCCAGGUCUCCGUCCAUGUUGCUGGUCUCCUGGGUAGGGAAGCUCCCAGCUGUCGGCAGCAGCCACACCACGGCCCUGUACCACAGCAAACUGGGCUCCUAUAACACUCUCAGCAUGGACACUACCACCAACAACCACUACCGCUUCACAUCUCUGGACUCCUGCAGGCCCUAUGUGGCCUGUGUGGAGAUUGCAGGCACUCACUCCUUCACCUGCCUCUCUUCUAUCACCGACCCAGACAUUCCCAAGGACUUUGAGGUGACAUUUUGGAACAGCAGCAGCAUAUCUUUGGCCUGGAACUACCCUGAGAACCGCAAGUUCUCCCUCUUCCUCCUCACCGCCUUCUACCUCAACGGAACAGACCACGUCAUAAAGGAGGUGCCCCUGUGGCACAAGAAGGACAACUUAUUGUUCAUCUUGUCCGGCCUGCAGCCCUGCACCAGGGUUAAGUUUGGCCUGCAGGCAGUUUGUCAGGCAGGGAUGGAGUACAGCAAGAUGGUCCUGAACGAUGGAAACACUGUUCACUCCAGCAUCGAGGCCUUGUGUCAGACAUCAUUUGGCCCAAACAAUUACACUCUGAGCUGGCAAGUGAGGAACACCUCGUCCAUCGCCACGUUCAGAGUCUACCACGAGGGGGUGCUGCAGGGCACCACGCUCAUCACCAAGUACACCGUGCGGGGGCUGCUGCCAUGCCAGCAGUACCAGGCCACGGUGGAGGCGCUGUGUGGAGACGGAGUGCUCAUGAGUGCCAAGACGGUCACAGCACACACAGGACCUCACGGCGUGUCUGAGCUCAGGUAUCGCUCUAACGACUCCACCGCCCUGUGGAUGCCCAGCACCACGCACCACCCAGCGAUGGCCUUUUUAUAUGUACUAUCCCUGGAGAACGGCACCACCCUACAGAAAAGCCGGGUGACUGACACAGAGCUGCAUCUCCCGGGGCUGGAGGAAGGAAAGACCUACGCUCUCGAUGUGUGGGAGGAAUGUGACGGACAGUGGGAGUCGGAACAUUCUCAUGUGUGUUUCGAGGCAGCUAAUUCAUCCUUAGAGUUCUUUGUGAGGGCUGUUGGACAUGCUCUGGACCAAGAGCUGGAGUUUGAAAUUUCCAGCAUGGGUCUCACAAUGAUCGUGCCGUGGUCACUGCCUGAGGAUCUGCAGGAUGACGUGUCAGAACCAAGAGCUACAAUGGGGAAGAUUUUCAAAGAUAGGCUGCAGGAGCUGUUGAAAGACUUUGAUCAGCCAGCCCGCAUUGAGCUGGACACCGUUGAACCUGCAGAUGAGCCAGACAGAACGGAGAUUCUGUUUAUGUCUUUUGAUGCAUCCAAUACUGAAGAAGACGUGCCCCUGCCUGUUGAAGAUCAGCUGGAUUACAUUCGCUCCCUGAAUACAACCAACAUCACAGUGAAAGAUGGCGUCAUUCACUGGGACGGUCCAGAUCUGUGUGCUUCCUCCAGCCAAACUCCGUGUCCCCGUAACUCUCUGUGCAUCAACACUCUGGGCUCCUACACCUGUGUGUGCCAACAUGGCUACUACGAUGUGAGCUCCGUCUUCGAGCCUCCUGUGGCUUCACAUCCAGUCUGUGAUGAAAAAGGUCUUUUCAGCCAGUGUCUGGGUAAACUGGUGACUGGUGGAAUAGCAAAACCCUACCUGACUGCUCUCGUGGGGGGAAAGGUUGAUGUGAAGCUGAACGACGGGCGGUGCGCUGUGGAUGAGAGGGGGAUGUUCUACUUCUUCCGCGCCUCACGAAAAGCCUCCGAAUGUGGAACCGAGAGGCGGGUCAACAAAACCCACAUUGAGUUCCAAAACACCCUGACUGUGACCUUGACCAAAGAGCAAACCAUCAGCCGACGGGAUCUAAAAGUCGUCUUGAAGUGUGUCUACCCACGACAUUAUGUUCGCAACACUCAAGUCAGCGUGGACGUGGCGUGGCUCUCCUCCCUCUCCCUGGUGGAGUUUAGUUCAUCGCUGCAGCUGGGCCUGAGCAUGACCCUGUUCACUGACAGCUCAUACACCCACAGCCACAGGGAUGCCAUAGCCCUGGAGCUUGAGGACACCCUGUUCUUCCAGGUAGCCCUGCAGACCAACAACUCUCUGGCUUCAGACGUGCUCCUGCAGGUGGAGUCAUGCUGGGCCACCGAGAGCACCGACCCACAGGACACAGUCCAGGGGGUUCUUCUUCAGGAUGGCUGUCCUGUUGACCCCACAUUCCACUGGCUCUCUGUUAACGGCCGGGAACAGAGAAGCAGAUUUUCCAUUCAGAUGUUCACCAUGCCCAAAGGGUUGCCCAUCUACAUCCACUGCCUGGCCAACAUAUGUGGACAUGAUGAAGACUGUGCAAAGAAUUGCCCCAGCCAGCAGCGCAGCAAGAGGUCAGUGAGCCAGAUGGACCAAAGGAGGAAACAAGCUGCUGUUGUCUCUGCUGGACCUCUGGUGGUCAACAAGAGGGGGGAGUCGGGAGUCCCACCGUCUUACUGGACAGAGCACAUGACAAUGAUCUCCAUUGUAGCCGGAUCUGUAGGCUUUUUGGGACUAACCGUUCUCUCAGUGAGUGCAACUAAAGCAAUCAUGACUUACUAUGAACAACUACGGCGCCAAUAAAAUGUUUGGAACACCA
Molecule: messenger RNA, 3178 nt
Organism: Dicentrarchus labrax (European seabass)
Lineage: Eukaryota; Metazoa; Chordata; Actinopteri; Moronidae
Exons: 19
Coding region: 67-3162 (1031 amino acids)
Biological process (GO): neutrophil migration
Cellular component (GO): cell surface; apical plasma membrane
Molecular function (GO): calcium ion binding; protein binding
Source: RefSeq, a predicted model, not a curated record